GCCGCGUACCGAGGCGGACGGAGCUGCGGAGCAUCCGGCAUGUUCACGGCGGCGGCCGAGAGCUUCCUCAAGCAGGCGAGGGAGAUCCAGGAGGAAGAGCUGCGGAGAUUCGCCUCCCGCGUCGCCGCCCUCCUGCAGGGCCCGGAGCUGGGCGCUGAGGCCGCGGACUGCCUGCAGAGGCUGCACCUCACCGUCGCCGCCACCAAGUACCCCCGCAAGCUAGAUGGCAAGUUUAUGGAACUAUUGCGGACAGUGCUGUGUUCAUCCAAGAGCCCUGCGCAGAUUCAGGUGCUAUGUGCUGCCAUCCUGAGAGAGAUGUCACCUUGCAAUGAGCUGAUCCUGUCCUGUGAUAAGAUUCAAGAUGCAAAGCUCCUGAGCCUGGUAUCCUCUGUCCUUUUGGCUCAGGCAAAUAAGAAGGUUGUGUCUGCUGUGGGACAGUGUGUUGUGAAAGUCCUUGAAGGAAGACUGCCUGAGGGUCAGAGUGCUCGGUACCUUCUUCCUGUCCUGUCAAAUGUCAUCAGUCUUUCACCAGAAUCCCUAACUGAAGAGCAGACCAAUGUAGUCAGUAAAAAGAUGGCAGACUGGCUGAGGCAUGCGAGUAUUCAGCAAGGAGUCACUCAGUCCUCUGGAGGCUUCUUCAGUCCCAGAAGCAGACAGCCUGGUCCUGUCACAGAGGUGGAUGGUGCUGUUGCCACAGACUUCUUCACAGUGCUCUCAGUGGGUCAGUGCCACACACAGGACCAGUGGCUCAACAUGCAAGCCUUCUCCAUGCUGCGGAAGUGGCUGCUGUGCUAUGGGGGCAAGAAGUUGAAGACCCCUAAUUCAGAUGACAAAUCAGGAAUGGACAACUCUGUUAUGUCCGUGGUCUCAGCUACAUCCACAUCUGGUCACCUGCUUCCCCCAAAGGAGCAUCUGAGGGAGAAAGCCUUUGAGUACUGCCAGCGGCUGAUUGAGCAGAGCAACCGGCGACCCCUGAAGAAAGAUGAUGGAGACCUACAGAAAGCUUGUCUCAUUGAAGCAGUGGCAAUCAUGGACAUCAUCUGCAAACAGGACUCCUCCUACGUGUACCGUGCAACCUCCUUCCUGAAAACCCUGCAUGGCAGAAUCUGUGGGGAUGCCACUUAUGCAAGAGCACUACUGCCCAUUGCCCAGUUCUUCCUGAACCACAGUGAAAUGGCAACUGUGGACUCCGAUGCAAUCUACAAACAUUUAUUCACUGAUAUCCCAGCUCAGCAUUUCCACAACCCAUCACUGGCCUUCGAAUUUGUCCAGUUCUGCAAAGACAAUAACAAGCUCUUCACUGAGACCUCCAGCAUAUUCAAGCAGAGCUUCCCAAAUCUCUUCAAGUUCCUGGCAUGGAACAGCCCACCCCUUAUCUCAGAGUUUGUGGAUCUUCUCCCGUUUCUGCUGGACGCAGGCACAGCCAUUGAGAUCUUCCAUUUGCUACUUGACCUGCCCUGUUUGACAGCAGCUCUGGACAUCCAGCUGAGGUCAACUGCUCUUCCUACCUCCAAGAAGGCUGCCAGCAAUCCAUCUGUGAAGCCAGCAAACUGUAUUGAAGCCUAUCGCCAUCCUCUCUACAAAAGCAUGUUCCAGUAUCUUCUCCGCACCAGUUCUACUUCUGAGGAUGCCCCAGAGAGGUUGAUUCCACUUCGGCAGCUCCUGGGAUCCCUGGCCAGCAGCCCAAGGAUUGUGCAGUGUUCAGAGACCGUCCCUGUUUUACUGGAGCUCUUUUUCAGGGUGGUGGCAGAGUUUGCAGAUGGGCCGCUGAUAAACCAGCUGGUGGUGCUGCUGCUGCAGAGGAGUGACCAGCUCUAUGAGAUCCCAGCGUUUAAAGAUGACGUGUACAGGGUGCUGAGCUCGCAGCUGGUGAUGCUUUGCAGUCUGCAUCCUGCACUCAUCGUGGAAGUGUCCACGGAGAUUCUGGAGUUCUCGGGAAUGGUCAGCAACGUCCAGAACAAGGAGCCCAUCUUCACUCACAUGGUCUGGGCUAUUGGAGAGUACAUGUCUGUGUCCUACGACAAGCGCUGCACUGUGGAACAGAUCAACCAGUUCUUUGAAACUCUAGAGGUUGUGCUGUUUGAAAUCACCCAGCUCCGACCACUGGCCAGCAUUCCCCGCUAUGCACCCAGCACCAUCAGUGUCCUCAUGGCCACCUUGACCAAAUUGGCAGCUCGCAGCCAGGACUUGAUCCCCAGAGUGUCCAUGUUCCUGUCCAAGAUGAGGACAUUUUUGCAGAGCCCGGCUGUCACCUCUGUGUACUGCGAGGCGGACCUUGAGGAGCUCCUUACCCGGACAACUGAGCUCAUGAACCUCCUGAAAAUGCCAGAUGUGGCUCAGUUUGUGUUCACACCGCCCGCAGCUGCGGGAAGUACACGGUUUCAGAGGGAGGUGAAUGACACCCUCCCUUUUGCCCUGAGGAUGGUCACCCAUCUCCUAGAGCCAGCUCCUGGCUGCAUGCCACGGUGAGGGCAUGAGGUUUCUGAGAGGCUCCAGCCUCUGUUGCAACUCCCUGGACACUGCUGAUGCUAUGGCUGAGGCCCUGCUCUUCACUGGAAAUGAGGAACAAGUGAUUGUGAAUGAAAAAGAAAACAGGAAUAAGUAGAGCUGAGCUCUUCUGGUG
Strigops habroptila (Kakapo) is the source of this 2623-nucleotide messenger RNA. RefSeq names its product adaptor related protein complex 5 subunit zeta 1 (gene AP5Z1). Bases 40 to 2469 code for a protein of 809 amino acids. The record is from RefSeq and is a predicted model, not a curated record. NCBI's taxonomy places the organism in Eukaryota, Metazoa, Chordata, Aves, Psittaciformes, Psittacidae. The transcript has 17 exons. Gene Ontology annotation, cellular component: AP-5 adaptor complex.